AUGCUAAAACAGCAAAGCAAGGGAAAGGAUCAUAAAGCGGCAGGAGACGCUUCCGCCGUCGCCUCUAUCUGCGUGCUGUGCGAUCUUUACACUCGGAAUGACCUAGAAGGAAGAUGGAAGGAGCUUGCGGCAAUCUAUGACCAACGCUGUAAUGUUGACAAUUUUCGUGAAAUUCUGGAUUUGAGCGCACCCAAAGCUCGGAUGAGCAACUUAAAUGGAUGGCAUUUGGAGCGUAUGGCGGUGGGUGAGUUUGAGCCUACCGCAGGCGCCAGUGCAAGUGAUUUGGCGGAAAUUAAGCGCGAGAGUCGUAUCAUCAAGCAGACGCUAGCAAAGGUGCUAGAAAAUGGCCGUAGCUUCCAAACCAAGCGAAAAGAUCUUGAAGAAGCUAUGGCAAAGCAACGUGAAGCACUGACUGGUGAACUUAUGGAAGCUAAGGAGUUCCUGGGUCAGGCGCAUUUGCUGAACGCCUGCGACUCGGCCACGAGCGAAGUCAGUGAGCCAGCACCUGUGGAAGAGCGGCUGCGCGCUACGUUGAAGCAUUUGGAGCUCUAUUCGGCAAUCGAUCUCAGUUAA
Peronospora belbahrii is the source of this 573-nucleotide messenger RNA. NCBI's taxonomy places the organism in Eukaryota, Oomycota, Peronosporomycetes, Peronosporales, Peronosporaceae. The record is from the annotation of a GenBank genome assembly.